Messenger RNA from Zea mays, 1363 nucleotides. RefSeq lists its product as uncharacterized. NCBI's taxonomy places the organism in Eukaryota, Viridiplantae, Streptophyta, Magnoliopsida, Poales, Poaceae. The transcript is spliced from 3 exons. The coding region runs from base 359 to 967 and encodes 202 amino acids. The record is from RefSeq and is a predicted model, not a curated record.
ACGAACACAAGUCUGCACCGAGCAAGCAAAGGAAGGCACAUUCAGUUUUGCCAUCCGCCAAAAAGGAAAAAAUGGGUGGUACCUCGCUAGCCAAAAAAAAUAUACGGCACUAAAACCGCGUCUCACGCUAACCACCGAUGGAACUAAAUCCUCGGCACCCACUACCCAUUUAGAUUGAGUCAGUAGUUUCCUUUUUCAUUCCACGACAUCCUCUGCACAUCCUUGCCGGUGGCGACUUCACCUCCACAUCCUGCCAGCGGCGACUUCAACUCCCCAUCCUGCCAGCGGCGACUUUACCUCCCCUUUCUUGCCGGCAGCAACUUCACAUCCCCUUCAGCCUCUCUGUCCCAAGAUCAGGAUGGCUCCAGGGAGGAUGGGAUCACGAUGCAAAAGGGAUGCCCUAGCAGAAACCACUCCUACUGAAUAUGAGAAACAGAGGGCAGCACAUGUGAUGAGGAACAACCAAAUGUUCCAACGGCUUGGGAUUAAUCAGCUGCGCACAAUAAUGACUGCUACAAGAGUAAGGAGCAAAGAUGAUUGUUCAGAGGAAUCUGGGUCUUUGUAUGACGGUGAGGACAGUGAAGGCUCUGAGCAAGAGGAGGAUUUCCAGGUUGCAAAAGGUGUACGUAGCCACAACUCAACUCAUGUUGCUGAAAAAACUACGCAAGGAACACGAGGACAUAAAAGGGUUGUGGCCCCUGGUGUAAAUGAACAACAAAUUAGAAUCACUAGGCAAAGGAGUGCUACCAUAAACCAACAAUCCUUCCUAAACCUAACUACCACUACACAUCCUAGUUCAACAGCUACCACAAACCAAGAAUCCACCCAAAACAUUACUUAUGCAACACAAUUUACUUCAAGUGCAGCCGCUGAACAAAAUUACACCCAAGGCCUGACUGCUGCUGCACAAGCUAAUUCUCCCAUACAAGCUGACAUCAGCGACCACAUUGCAGAUGAAGGCAAGUGAUUAUUUAUAUAUGUAAUUUCAAUUCUAUUGUUAUUCAAUAAAUUUAUUAGUUUAUCCUAGGCUAGUGAACCUGCAUAAGUAAUUCAAGUUGUAAGUAUAUGUCCAAUUAUUUUUUAGAUUUGGCACUAAAUUGCUUUUUACUCACUCCAAUAACUAGAAUUGUACCAAGGCAAAGAAGUAUGGGCAAACAACUUGAAUCCUUGAGCAGAGGGUUAGGCACUAAGAUUCCAAUCCAAAUUUAUGAUGGAAAGCGAAGGCCAGAACCCCCUAUUCAGGCCGCAAAGUUUGCAUCAGAGGGUGGGAUCAUACUCAGGCAACAUAUUCCAAUAUUUCCACACUGGAAGGAGUACAAGAAGCAAGAGAACGAGGGCAAAAUUACAGACUAUAUUGGCAAGC